AUGAAGACGCAGAUCAAGCCGAUCGUCGACGCACUUGGCGAGCUGGUCGAGGUCGAGUAUUUGGAGGGCGGCGAGCGAUGUGCUCCAUACCAAGGCAUCGAAAGCAUCUUUCCGGGCCAAGCGUACUUUUCGUGGUACGAGCAGCCGACGCGCGCCGCAUUGCAGGCGGCGCACAGCAGAGUGGCAGCCAAAUUGGACGCUUCGAGGGGCUGCUACGGGAAGCAGGGUGAUGACUCGCAGCAGCUCAGUGCAGCCAUAGCGUUGGGAAAGGAGGUAGGCAUCGAUUCUUUAGCGAUGCAUCCAGCGUUGACAGACACGGCAAGCACUGGCGCAUCGCCUGCCCUCACUCCCAGCUAUGGGGGCACGGAUUCGGAUGCGAGCACGGCGGGGCCGACGACACCUCUGGAAGAGCGUCGAUGCGCAUUUGACGGGCUGAUCUGCUUCUCGCAGGGAUGUGCGGUGUCGACAGGCAUGCUACUGGAACUGAGGGCGCAUGUGGGAGCUGGACUGGACGAGCUUCCGGUGCGACUGAUGAUUCUCAUCUGUGGUGGACGACCGUUUGAGAGCGGAGGAGGGCUGCAGCGCGUGGACACGAGGGGUGUUGCGCCGCUCGAGAUCAAGAGCGUGCAUGUGCAUGGCCGACACGAUACGAAUCUAGCGGAAUCGCGACAGCUGGCAUCGCUCUACGACGACCGGGACAAGCAGGUGAUCGAACUCGACAUUGGACACUGCCCACCGCGGCGAACCUCGGAGGAGGAUGCCAACAGGCGGCGUGCAUCGUCAAGAUCCAGGAACGACGGUGUAUUUGACUUGGCGAUGAACGAGCUGUUAGGUCGGCAGCGCAGCGCAGUGCAUCGCAGUGCAGCAGCUCGACGCAGCAGCUCGACGCAGCAGCUCAACGUGCAGCUCAGCUUGGACCAACACCCGCCGUCGGUGCUUCUGUCGGCCUCGUCACAUUUUCAACGCACGAACCUCUCGCUCUCGCCACUAAGCUAUCGGCUUGGCCGUCAUCCUCCUCGUCAUCCGCGACUUCAUCUCUACGCCUGGCUCACUCCCACUCCCACCUUAGAAUCACUCGGCCUGCUCUUCAGCACCGCUUUCGCCUCGCCUCGUCUCGUCUCCUCUCGUCUCCUCUCGCCUUGCUGCCGAGCCGUCUUCCGAAGCGUCCAGCAACGACGACCUUCGCCACAUAGAAUCAUAACAGCGUCCACCCGUCCCCAUCAUUGCGACCCUUCCGUCCCAGAUCACUUCGUCCCGUUGGCCGCCGCCGCAGCAAGUACACCUCUCGCUCCGUCCUGUUCCGAAAUCCGCAUCCUUCUCUGCAUCACCGCUCCUGCAUCAAGCUGGGAAACGCUCGAUUUCAUCUGCUUGCCGCGUCCCCGCUUGCACGCGCUCCCAGCCAUCGUCAUGACGGGCACAGAACGUCGCAGCCAUCCGGGCAACCUCGCCAACUUGCCUCCGCGCACCCCCAUCACACGCACCCCUUCCCCCACCAAGAAGCCGCACCCACCUUCCUCGGCCGCCAACCACCUCAGCAGCCGCUCCACGCUCGCACAGAGAUCCCACCAGCACCCGCACGUUGACACGCCCAACUUCUCCGUCAACGCUCACUUUGCCGAAGCUUUCGGUGCGACUCCCAACUACGAGCUUCCUGCCGAUGGCCUCUUCCACGCAGACGAUGCCGCCGCCGCCGCCGCCUCCUCUUCCGCCACUUCCGCCAACUCCUACUGGCUCACAGAGAACCGCUCCCAGUCCGUGCCGCCAAGAAUAGCUGCAGAGAGCGCAAACUCAAACUCUCGCUCCAACAACCUCCGCCGCGCAAUGCCCGCCAUCGAUACCAGCGCAAGGCCACUCUCAAGGCGAGAGUCCCUCAUGGACGAGGCAGAAAAGCGUCCCACCAGCCCUCACAUCACCUCGGCCACUCCCACAAGCGCACGCCAUCACCACCUUCCCUUUUCCUCCAACCAGCCAUCGUCCGCUGGCCAUCAUUCCUCGUCCCGCUCCGGCUCGAGCCCCGCCGUCCACCGCGUCGCCUCGCCCUCCCUCCUCAACUCUGGCAUCGGUCGCGUCGCCGUAUCGGCUGCACAGUCCAUCAUGGAUGCCAUGGCCGGUCGCUCCUCUCCAGCAACCACGCGCAACAAGCACGCCUCUCACUCGGACCAUCACGACAGCCUCAGCGACGACGAGGCCGGCAAGGGUCACGGUCGCAAAGCCAUCCCGCCCGCCACCAAUCGCUUCACCCCUUCGCUCUCCCACACGCGCAACCAUGCCCACUUUCACGACAAGCAAACCUCACCCGCCGCUUUCGACCAUGCCCAACAUGCUGGCCAGGGCGUAAGCGCCGACCUUGCUUGGCAUGCCGGCAUCUCGGAAUCGCGAAGAGCCACCCCAGCCGCCUACCGGCCUCGUCCCGCCACGCCCUCCCGGCGGCGCGCCAGCCAGCAUCAGGACCGCCAACCCACCGCCGACGACAGCACCGACAUGCAUCUGCCCGACAGCCUCAAGUCCACCCACUCCUCUAUCCACAUCGGCUCGCCCAUCGUCGUCCCGCAAGCACGCCGCGGCGCCGUCCGACUCCAACCGCGGCGUAGGCGAAGAGUGGCACGCCCCAUCAAGCCUAAACGCACCUGGCGCCAAAGCGUAUUGGUCUGGCUCGCCACACUUGUCCAUUUUGUACGCCUGCUCGCAUCGCCCGCCGAGGCGCUGCGUCGCUUCCGAGAGUACUGCACCGACACGCGCAUCUCGAUCGACGACGCCUUCCGCCACCCGCAGACGGGCAUGCGCAGCUACUACCCGCCCUGGCUCCAGGCGUACGUGCCGCUGCUCAUCUGGCUCGGCAUCAGCCUGACCAGCACCGCGCUCGUCAUCACCUUCCACACCGAGGUCUUCAUCGGCCUCGACCACAUGGCCGCCUACCUCCAGGGCCUCGGCCUGCGCGGCAAGCUCAUGCUCGGCUCGCUCAUCUUCCUCACCACCUUCCCGCCACUGCCGCUCUACUCGACGCUCAUCAUGCUCUGCGGAUUCACCUUUGGCCUCUGGCAGGGCUUCAUCAUCAGCUACGUUGCGGCGCUGUCGGGCGCCAUUGUGGUGUUUGUGCUCAGCCGCUCGCUGCUGCGCGAAUGGAUGGUGGGCCUGCUCAACAAGAGCGGCGGCCUCAAAAAGGUGGUGCGCGCCAUCGAGAAGCAGCCCAAGCUGCUCUUCCUCGUGCGUCUGGCGCCGUAUCCGUACAACCUGAUGAACACGCUGCUCGCCAGCUCGCCCACGCUCACCAUGCGCACCUACGUCACGUGCACCGCGCUCGCGCUGCCCAAGCUGCUCAUCCACACCGGCCUCGGCACAUCCAUCAAGAACUUUGCCGCCUACAACGGCGCCGCCGAAGGCGUCAGCAAGGAGGAGGCGGCGGCAUCCCAGACGGCCGAAAACGUCAAAAAGUGGGCGGGCCUCGUGGGCAUUGGCUUGUGCAUCGGCAUCAUGGUCUACUUGCUGUCGGUAGCGCGGCGUGCGGUGGACGAGCUGGAUGACGAGGCGGACGACGCAUACGACGAUGUGCUGCUCGACGACCAAGGCGAAGAGCUGCUGUCGUCGGACCUGGACGAUGAGGACGGCGACGAGGGCGACGAGGUUGACGAUGGACGCGACCGCGGCGCCGGCGUCGACAUGCGCGAGCGAGCGGGUCCGUCGACGCUUGGAUUCCGCAACGGCUACGCGCCCAUCACUGCGUCGCCCGAAGAGCGGCUGCGGCAGAGCAUGCGCCAGCCGCAACCCAUGCCCGGCCCGCUGGUGCUGCCCGGUUCGAGCUACGAACGAACGUCUGGCUCGGGCUCGUUUGACGGCAGGGUGUCGCUCAGCGGCAGCGGCUCGGUGGGAGCGCCCUCGAUCGAUCUGGCCGACAAGAUCGCCGAGAUGGAGGCGCAUGCCGAAAACAUGACGUUCGAGUCGCCGCUUCACAACGGCGCCGAGAUGCACUCGGCCUCGCCGCGAUGGUCGCCGUUGGUGGCCAACCUGGAGGAGAGCGCCGAGCAGGCGCCUGCGUUGCUGCUCGACGGCCAAGCGCACGAGCUCGACGCUGCGCACGGCUUUAUACAGCAGCACGCGCCGCAUGGCAGGACAUGGGAGUGA
Molecule: messenger RNA, 4119 nt
Organism: Moesziomyces aphidis
Lineage: Eukaryota; Fungi; Basidiomycota; Ustilaginomycetes; Ustilaginales; Ustilaginaceae
Source: the annotation of a GenBank genome assembly